AUGGACUCCGGUUCAACGGCCGAGGCCCCGUCCCUCCCCUGGCGGGUCUGGUCAAACACGACAAUGUAUGGAGUCGCCGGGCUAUGCCGCGCAUUCCUCUCAGGGCUGUGCCAUGCGGAACUUCAUGGCCAUGAGGAGUUCACUGCCCUGCUCGAUUCGAGAAAGGACCCGGCGCAAAGGUCAAAGGGUUUGAUUACAGUUUCAAAUCAUAUUAGUGUUAUGGAUGAUCCUUUGAUCUGGGGAUUACUGCCUAUGCGAUUUUGGAAUAAGCGGUGGUCGUUCGGUAGCCAUGAUAUCUGUUUCCAAACCAGACCGCUGUCAUUCUUCUUCACCAUGGGACAAGUACUACCAACACAUCGCCUAGCCCAUUCUCCUUUCGGUGGCUUGGGUCAACCUGCCAUGACAGAAGCCAUCCGAUUGUUGUCCAAAGGUCCCUUCUCCGUUGAUCACCACCGUGCCAGCCCCGAACGCCAACAGUUCAGCCUCCAGAAUGUCUGCAUCGACCCUUUCUCAGAUCUAUCCAUAGCCUAUACUACCAAUGGCGAAGACGCCCACUCGGCACCAUCCGCAUACUCAUGCAACUCCCACUCGUGGGGAAAGAUCCACCAAGCACCCCGCAAGACGAUGCGAUAUUUCAAGUGGGGCGUUGCUCGACUGAUUCUCGAAACAAAGGAAUGCCCCGACGUUGUUCCUAUGUGGAUUCAGGGCGUUGAUGAUAUUAUGCACGAGAGCCGCGAGUUCCCACGAUUCCUUCCUCGUCCCGGCAAGGACGUGAGUGUCACUUUCGGGUCCAAGGUGGAUACUGAAGAGAUCUUUGGCGAAGUGAGAUCCCGGUGGCAGAAAUUGAAGACCAGGGUUGAGAAGGCAGAUCCGCAAUCCCGAGAUCUUCCUACUGGCGUCUUAAGUGAUGCGUUGUUAAACGACAAAGAGGCUGUCGCGCUACGCAAAGAAGUCACCUUUAAGAUCCGAAACCUCGUCCUCGACGUCCGCCGAUCACGAGGUCUUCCAGACGAAGAUCCGAAAGAGGGUCUGGUCGAGACAUGGCUGGAAGAGGGCCCCAACCGGGAAGGUCAUAUGAAGGAUGAUUCCUGGGUUCGGGAUAUCUGA
Penicillium cosmopolitanum is the source of this 1107-nucleotide messenger RNA. Its product is annotated as tafazzin. Gene Ontology annotation, biological process: cardiolipin acyl-chain remodeling; inner mitochondrial membrane organization. Gene Ontology annotation, molecular function: 1-acylglycerophosphocholine O-acyltransferase activity. Gene Ontology annotation, cellular component: mitochondrial membrane. NCBI's taxonomy places the organism in Eukaryota, Fungi, Ascomycota, Eurotiomycetes, Eurotiales, Aspergillaceae. The transcript is spliced from 5 exons. The coding region runs from base 1 to 1107 and encodes 368 amino acids. The record is from RefSeq and is a predicted model, not a curated record.